Didymodactylos carnosus is the source of this 525-nucleotide messenger RNA. The record is from the annotation of a GenBank genome assembly. NCBI's taxonomy places the organism in Eukaryota, Metazoa, Rotifera, Eurotatoria, Philodinida, Philodinidae.
AUGCCAUCGAUAUGUGAAAAACCACGCAUACCGUAUAUUCAUACAAACUUUGAUAUUCAGCAAUAUGCAACUCAAUAUGAACUUCAAUCAGAAAGAAAGUGUUUGUUUUUCUUAAACGUGAUUAACCCUUACAAAGAUGAAUAUGGCACGAAUGAUUGUCUGCAUCAAACAAUUGUUAAUAUAUUACUAAAACAUUUAAAAAUGACAAUCAAAGAUCAGUAUAAUGCAUGGCCAAUCAAACUAAUUCUGAACUAUAUAAGUAAUAUUUUAGUGUAUAAUGUCGCUUGUUCGUCAUUAACAUUGAAGUAUCUUUACACAACAAAUGAAUUGAAUUUUCAAUAUUAUCCUUCGGAUAUUAUUUGUAAAGAGUAUGCUCAUCUACAUGGAAUUUGUUGGUCAACCGUUAAACAAGAUAAAUCACUUUAUGAUAAAAUGAAAGAAUAUCUAAAUAAUUUUCGUCAUGAAAUUAUUGAUUCGUUAAAUGAAAAUAAAAUUAUAGUGCUGAUAGAAGAAGAAUUUAAAUGA